AUGUACCUGGAGCCGGACCACCCCGACCCGCGCGGAGCCAACCUCGCCCACGUCGCAAGGGCGCUCAAGGCGGUGCUCACCGGAGGGCCGCCGCCUCUGGAGUGUGUCGCCUCUGUGGGCUUCUCCUUUCACAUGUUCGGCGUGUCGAUGGGAUCGCUCGAGCUGCGGGCUCGGACGGCGGAAGGCGAGGCGUGGGCCACCCUCUGGCGCGCCGACGGGCAGAGCGCCGGCGGAUCCACCGCAGACGCGUGGCGGAGGGCCCUCGUGCCGCUGACGCCGCCGAUGCGCCGCACCGGCGGAGCGAGCCUGCGCUUCGUCGGGACCGUGGGCGAUGGCUAUCUCUCCGACAUUUCGAUCGACGACCUCGAGGGCGGCCUGCGCCUCGCGAAAGUGCGCCGGGUGCGCCUUUUGCCGUGA
Emiliania huxleyi CCMP1516 is the source of this 417-nucleotide messenger RNA. RefSeq lists its product as hypothetical. The record is from RefSeq and is a predicted model, not a curated record. The coding region runs from base 1 to 417 and encodes 138 amino acids. The transcript has 3 exons. NCBI's taxonomy places the organism in Eukaryota, Haptophyta, Isochrysidales, Noelaerhabdaceae.